AUGGCCUCCGAACUUCGCCGGCGAACAAUCGCCGUGGAUGUACCGCCCGAGUCCCCUACCCUGGAGUCCGCCUCCCGCAAUGAGAGCCCGACGAGGUUGACAGACAAGCUCGAGCACACAAGGCAACAUGGCCACAAGAAAGAAACACGCAAGAGAACCAGUACUUUCAUCUUCCUUCUGGGCAGCUUGUUUGGCAUAAUAGCGGCUGGCUUCCUGGCCAAGAGCAACAACUUAAUAGACUUUCCCGAGAUUGGGGAGCUGAGUAUGGACAGCUUUGUAGAUGUUCUUCCAGCUGGUUUGGUGAAGGAUAUGAGAGACCUCGUGAAAGGAGAACGCGAGUUCGUCGAUAGCUACGACGCCUUUUCCGUCGGCCUCAAAGCGAAGAGCGAGGGCCUCCACGUCCACCACCCCAUUAUCAUGAUACCCGGUGUCAUUUCGACCGGUCUCGAGUCCUGGGGCACCCAGAACGCCUCCCGCCAAUACUUCCGGAAGCGCUUGUGGGGCAGCUGGUCCAUGAUGAGGGCUUUGGUCCUCGACAAAGAAAAUUGGAAAACCCAUAUCAUGCUGGACAAAUAUACAGGCCUCGAUCCGCCCAAUGCCAAGUUGAGGGCAGCCCAGGGUUUUGAUGCGACCGAUUUCUUCAUUACCGGCUAUUGGAUAUGGAAUAAGAUAUUUGAGAACCUCGCCUCACUUGGCUAUGACCCCACCAACUCCUUCACUGCUGCGUAUGAUUGGAGAUUGUCUUACCAAAAUCUCGAAGUGCGCGAUCUGUACUUCACCAAGUUGAAGAACCACAUUGAAAUCGCCCAAAGCUUCUCUGGCAAGAAGGUCGUUCUGGCUUCGCAUUCCAUGGGAGGCCAGGUUCUAUUCUAUUUCCUCCACUGGGUGGCUUCCAAGAAGGGAGGCAACGGCGGCGACGACUGGGUUGAGAAACACAUCGAGGCUUGGAUCAACAUUAGUGGCUGCAUGUUAGGCACCGUCAAAGACAUUGCAGCAGUCAUGUCAGGUGAGAUGAGAGACACGGCGCAGCUUAACGCAUUUGCUGUAUACGGUCUAGACAAGUUCUUGAACAAGGAUGAGAGAGCAGAGAUUUUCCGAGCAAUGCCCGGAAUCUCGUCAAUGUUACCGAUCGGGGGCGAUCGGGUUUGGGGGAAUCUCACCUGGGCUCCUGACGAUCAGCCUGAUCAGAAACACUCCUACGGCUCCGCCCUCAACUUCCGUGUCGGUGGUAAUUGGACGGCCCCUGAAAGAAACUUCACCGUUGGCGAAUCAUUGGACUAUCUUAUGAACACAACCGAGGACUGGUACCAAUCCAUGCUCAAAGGGUCUUACUCACGUGGUGUGGCCGACACAGCCAAAGAGGUCAAUGCCAACGAGGACGACCCCGUAAAAUGGAUCAACCCGCUCGAGACACGGUUACCCUUGGCACCAAGCCUCAAAAUAUAUUGCCUCUACGGAGUCGGCAAACCUACAGAACGUUCAUACUACUACCGUGCCCCGGAUAUGCCACACCUGACCAACCUCAAUAUCACCAUCGACACAGGCCUUACAGUAGACAACAUCGACCACGGCGUCAUAAAUGGAGAAGGAGAUGGAACUGUGAAUCUCUUGUCGAUCGGCUAUAUGUGCAACAAGGGUUGGAACAUGAAGCGCUACAACCCCGCUGGAGUACAGGUCAAGGUCUAUGAGAUGUUGCAUGAACCGGAGAGGUUCAACCCACGGGGAGGGCCAAAUACGGCGGAUCAUGUUGAUAUUCUCGGGCGACAGAGUCUCAACGAACUCGUCUUGAGGAUAGCUGCCGGUAAGGGUCAUACCAUUGAGGAAAACAUUGUGAGCAAUAUUAGGGAGUAUGCGGAUAAGGUGAAGAUAUGGGAGGAGGGAGAGAAGCCGAAGGAUGAAUGA
This is a messenger RNA of Truncatella angustata, 1902 nucleotides long. Its product is annotated as Lecithin:cholesterol acyltransferase-domain-containing protein. Gene Ontology annotation, cellular component: perinuclear endoplasmic reticulum; cytoplasm. The transcript is spliced from 2 exons. The record is from RefSeq and is a predicted model, not a curated record. Bases 1 to 1902 code for a protein of 633 amino acids. Gene Ontology annotation, biological process: lipid storage; triglyceride biosynthetic process. NCBI's taxonomy places the organism in Eukaryota, Fungi, Ascomycota, Sordariomycetes, Amphisphaeriales, Sporocadaceae. Gene Ontology annotation, molecular function: phospholipid:diacylglycerol acyltransferase activity.